AUGGGCCAAGAUUUCUCAAAAGAAUAUUCAUCAACUUGGGAAGAUUCCGAUGUUCUAAAGUGGAUACAAACUGCUCGUGACGCUUUGAAGAUCUAUUACUUGGCUUACGAAGGUAUUCAAUGGCAUGAAUACUCAGUUGAGCAAAGAUCUUUAUUAACAAUCAAAAUCUGCUUUGCUCUCUAUGGACCACCGACAAUAGAAAAUGCAAAUUAUGACACACUGGAAAAAGCUUAUAGCGCUACUCAGAAAGAAGCUGCGGACAAAAUCAAGGAUAAGAUUAUUGAAGUUUACAACAAGUCUCCAGCUACCAGCUUGCAAGUCGGUAUUCUUUUUAUUUCAUGCAAGCAACAGCAAAAUGAAUUCUUAUUACCAGUGUUCCGCGUUUAUACUGGUGAUGAUAAUAAUAAUGUCCAACUUUCGAAGUAUAUUGACACUAACUGUAGAGUCUACAAAGAUUGGUCAGAUUGGAAGAAAAAUAAUAAGCUACCUAUGAUGAAGUAUUGCUACCCUUUAGAAGGUUUUUAUACAUGCAGCAACGAUAACACCUACAGGUUCGAAUCUGAUCAAGAUCCUGCCGUUCAUUUUGGUACUUCUCCAGCAUGUGGUUUCUUGCCUAGGGUUGCAAGGCAGGCAGAUGUACUUAGUGGUGUGACUUCUCUUGGCAGUGGAGGUAUUGCCAUUGCCGCAAUGUUCACUCCAUUGGCGCCGGUCGUUCUUGUUGGAAGUGCCAUCGCUGGAACAACUGCUGCUUUUUAUGGUGCAGGAAGAUCGAUAAAUCGUCUCAUUGACAAAGGCACUCAUGAUGAGAGUUUGACUGAUUUGGAAUCGUUGACUUGUUGGCUUAGCAUCCUUAUAACUCCUGCUCAUGUUGCUACUACUGUUGCAAACGGUGCCUUAGCAGCUGGUGCUCGAAACAGCGGAAGAAUUUUUUCAAGUACUGCUCGAACGGCUGCAACAAUUCUGAAUCUUACUACAUUUGGACUAGAUUCAGUCAUGGUUGCUUUUGGAUUUGCUAACUUAAUCGAAAAAGCAAAAAAUGACCAGCUAACACCUUUGGACGUCCUACAAUUUUCAAUGAGCAUCUUCUUUUUCGGUCACACUCUGAUUCAACCUAAGACUGCAUCCAGAAUUAUCAAAGCAGCGCAAAAUGAGCAUAUUACUGCUUUCAAGAAUGCAAUGAGUGAUCUAGAUGCACAAAAGACUUUUCAAGAUUUUGUCGACCAAAAUCGUGGGAACCGCGGUAUAAGAGACAAUUCAAAAAUCGUGAGAACCAUUAACAAAAUUGAAAAUCCUAACGGAUUCUUCAAGGGUCUUGGAGAUAUGAAGGCCGAUAUUGGUGGUAGAAAAGGACGGACUAUUAUCAUUAAUGACAAUCAUGGUCAAAGUCACAGAGUCAAUCCGAAUCGAGUUUUUUUCGAUGGCCAAAGCAAGUCACUCAUAGAUUUAAAUGCUCUUCGUAACAAGUUGUCUGCAUGCUUUCGCACAGAACCAGAAAGUGUCCAGAUCAAUGGUGAACACAUUUUUCAAAAUAUGACAGAACAUCAAAUGCAACGAGUUGAAACUGUUCUCGGUGGAACCGCACGCAAAUACAACAAUGGGAUAGUUGAAACUGCUAAAAUACUUACGCAAAAAAUGGGUUAUAGCACUGUGGAUGACUUUUUAUGUGUCGUUGAGCUUGUUGCCAAGGAAGUCCAAGGCAAGUACGAGGAAAAUUUGGUCCCCGCAUUAAAUCAUCUACAAGGUGCCGGACAGGCGGAUUUUAUCAGUGGUGUGCAAAGUGAUCUUGCAAAAGCCAGACAGAUCGCUCAAAACGCAAAUAUCAGCUUUGCCAAUGAUCUCAAAGCAGUCUACCACUAUCGAAAGCAUGGGAAUGAUUUUCCAACACGAUUAUCUGAUAAGAUUGAUUUUUAUCUGAGCGACAUGCCACAUAAGAUCUUCAAAGACGCAAAUUUGACAAAUAUCAGUCGUCAACCAAAUGGUGCUACAAUAAAAACUUAUAUAACCUCAAAAGGUGAAUUCGGAGUUGUUGUAGAGUUGCCAAACAAUCAACGCUGUAUCGUUACAUUGUUCAAACACGCAAAAGCAUUGAAAGCUUUCCAAAAAAAGAUGGCUGCAUCGAAAUCUGAAGCUUUCCAACCCUCUAUGGUUGGGGACAUGGCUAAACUGAUGGCUAGUUCAAUAGGAUUUGCUUCAGUUCUGAUCAACGUUACUGUGAAUAAUAAACCGGCCGUUUCAUUGGACAAGUUUACCACGGACGAAUGUGAUGAAAUACAUCUGCGCGAAAUUGCUCGUAUUCUUCAUGCUCUAACUUUGGAUGACGAUGAUCACCGAUCUUCUGAAUAA
Messenger RNA from Adineta steineri, 2343 nucleotides. The record is from the annotation of a GenBank genome assembly. NCBI's taxonomy places the organism in Eukaryota, Metazoa, Rotifera, Eurotatoria, Adinetida, Adinetidae.